UGGAAUCAUUUCAUCCUUGUUGUUUAUCAAAUAUCAAUCAAGGAAAAGCUUGAUAAUUGUUAGUAAAUGCACCAUAAUAGUGCACCUGUUGCUGAUAUAUCUUGACAACAGCUCAUAGCAUAUCUACGAAAUUAUGUAUAUAUAUAUCAAAUUACAAUGUAAUAAAAAUAACAAUGGCGAGACAAAUCACGACGGUGCUGAUAGAUCUCAGCGGGACGUUACACAUUGAUAACACGGUUAUUCCUGGUGCCGUACAAGCAUUAAACAGACUACGAAAUGCAAACUUGUCAAUUAAAUUUGUCACCAACACCACCAAGGAGUCAAAUAAUUAUUUGUAUGAACGUCUGAUAAAACUUGGAUUCGAUUUACGGAAAGAAGAGAUUUUUAGUUCUUUAAUAGCUGCGAGAAAAUUGAUUAUUUCUCGACAAUUGAAACCAAUGCUGUUUAUUGAUCCAACAGCAAUGGAGGAUUUUCAAGAUUUAAUAACAGAUAAUACUCCUGAUGCAAUUGUGAUUGGUCUAGCACCAAGCAAAUUCAAUUAUGAAGAACUGAACAAAGCAUUCAGAUUGCUUUUGGAUGGAGCUUCUCUCAUAGCCAUUCACGAAGGACGAUAUUACAAGCGUCCCGAUGGCCUAGCUCUAGGUCCUGGGGCAUUUAUUAAAGGACUAGAAUAUGCUAGCAAUACGAAAGCAGAAGUUGUUGGUAAACCAACCAUAGGAUUUUUUAAGGCAGCUUUAGAAGAAACAGAUCCAGCACAGGCUGUAAUGAUUGGAGAUGAUGUAAGAGAUGACAUAGCUGGUGCACAGGCAGCUGGGAUCAGAGGUAUUCUGGUACAAACUGGUAAAUAUAGAACAGGAGAUGAGAGCACAAUUACUCCAGGACCAGCAAAAGUAUGUGCUUCUUUUGUGGAAGCUGUUGACAGUAUUCUUAGUAAAAGUAUUUAAAGAUUUGUAAUUUGAUAAAAUAAGUGACAAAAUA
Molecule: messenger RNA, 978 nt
Organism: Cyphomyrmex costatus
Lineage: Eukaryota; Metazoa; Arthropoda; Insecta; Hymenoptera; Formicidae
Product: haloacid dehalogenase-like hydrolase domain-containing protein 2
Exons: 4
Coding region: 174-944 (256 amino acids)
Biological process (GO): dephosphorylation
Cellular component (GO): cytoplasm
Molecular function (GO): phosphatase activity
Source: RefSeq, a predicted model, not a curated record